CCCCUCCCGGCGGCUUAGCCCUCCUCAGGUACAGGGGGAAGCGAGGUCCCCACUCCACUCGCCUCGGUGCCGGGUCGGCGAGAGCAGCCGGGCUCCGGCCCCGGUCCUGUUUGUGCCCCGAAGGUCUGGCCAGGGAGGCGGCCGACGGGAGCAGCUCCCGUGCCGAUGCUGCUGCCGGCCUGGGAAUUAUGGCUCUACGGGUUCCUCACCGUGGGCUCCCACCUCUACGCGUUCUACGAAGCGCACCAAGUGUCCCGAAAGUAUGAAGCUGUGAUGGACAGAAUGUUUGGGCUGGACCCAGGAACUCUCUUUUGGGGCCUCAAAAAGGACCCCAUGGACUUUGAGUGGAGCUACUGGAUCGAAUGGGGAAGGGAACGUAUACUGUGGCUUCUGGCUGGUCACCUGCUGGUAUCACAAGUGUCCAGGCUCCUGGUGGAGAAGUAUAAACCAUGGUGCUUGAUGGUUUAUGGAAUGGCUGCCUGCUGGUUGUUACUGGGAAUCAAGGGUUUUGCUGUCAUUUUGUUACAUGCAGCUGUUUCCUUUGCUGUGGCUCAGUUUCAGCUGUCACUCCUGACAUGGUUGUGCUCCCUUAUCUUGCUGUCCACUUUACGCAUACCAACUGUGGAAGAAACCAAGCGGAAGUGGUACGACACUGAAAAUGAGUAUUAUCUGCUGCUCUUCACUGUGUCAGUCCGCUGCCUCUUCUGCACUAGCUUCAGCCUGGAGUACUGCUGGCAUGGACCUACCCAGAAGUCAUCCCACUCAUUCCCAUGGAUGCUGGCAUAUGUGUUUUAUUAUCCCACAUUCCACAACGGACCCCUUAUGAAUUUUGAUGAAUUCAGUAAGCAGAUGAGGAGACAAGAAGCUUUCAGUGUGAAGAGCAAUCUCAGCAUCUUAAUCGUGGGCAUAAUUCGUAUUUUCUUUUGGUGGGGCCUGGCUGAGCUGAUGAUUCAUCUCAUGUAUAUCCACGCUCUCUACAGUAGUGCUCUGCCUUUGGAAUCUGCAUCAUACUGGGCCUUGGGUGGCCUGGCUCUAGCUCAAGUACUGUUUUUUUAUGUGAAGUACCUGGUUCUAUAUGGUGUUCCUGCCCUUCUCCUUCAAAUGGAUGGACUCAAACCUCCAGCUCUGCCUUGCUGUGUGAGCCUGAUGCACAGUUUUACUAAAAUGUGGAGAAGUUUUGAUGUUGGGCUACAUCGCUUUCUGGUCAGGUACAUUUAUGUUCCAAUGGGAGGAUCUCAGUCCAGUUUGCUUGGAAUGCUAUUUUCUACAGCCCUCACUUUUGCUUUUGUAAGCUAUUGGCACGGAGGACAGAGUUAUUUGUGGUACUGGGGCGCACUUAAUUGGUUUGGAGUAAUUGUGGAAAAUGGCAUCAAGAGGAUACUUUCCAUUUCACUUAUUCAAGAUUUAAUUGAACGUUUCAUCUCGCCAAGAAUUCGUCGUCGACUUCAUGCUGUCCUAGCAUCUGUUAGCACUUCAAUGUUGAUUUUAUCAAAUCUAAUAUUUCUUGGAGGAAAUCAAGUUGGAAAAAUCUACUGGAACAGGAUCUUUAUGGAAGGUUGGCCAUGGGCGACACUGACUGUUCUCGGGUUCCUGUACUGCUAUUCUCAUGUUGGAAUUGAAUGGGAACAAAAGUAUGCUGCAACUUAGGAAUGAUGCAAACAAUUAUUUUUAAGGCAGGUUUCUGACUUUUCUACACUGGAUAUCCUAUCUACAGAAGGGUGUGCCGGACCAACACUUCAGUCGUUGUGUUAAAAAAAAACAACAAACCUUAUUUAAUUGAUUCUGGAUUCCAAAUGCAGAAAUUGAACCAGAAACAGUAAUGGUGGGGAGAAAUUAUGAAGCAUUUGAAUUAUAUUAUUUUUGUAAAACAGCAUCUCUGUACACUGGAAGCAUGCUUGUCAGAACAGGUAUUUUUAUAUGUUGAAAAUUGUUUUAAUGUUUUGCUGCCUAUUUUGAGAUACUGAAGAAAAAAAAUUCUUCUACCUUGGAGAAUUCAGAAAGCCCAAUCUCUCACAGCCGCUGUCUAGGGGCAUGGAGGGCUGUGCCCUCCACUUACACUACUCCAUGAAGGGCAUGAUGCUCAUCAGUUCUUCUUGAUUGCUUUCUGAUAUAAGUGAGAACAUUUUUGCAUUCUCACUGGCUACAGUAGUUCUGCCUUAAGCUUCUUUUCUAUCUCCUGUAGCAAAGCCAGCUUUUUCUUUUUAAUGUCUUAAUUUAAAGUAUUGCCUUUAAAAUAACACCCUUUUUAGGUAAUCUUAGGAAUAGUUUUAUUUCUUUCUUUAAAAAGAGUGAGUAGGGAGGUAGGCCUUUUUUGAAGCUUUUCUUUUUAAUCAAAUACGCUCUUACAGCUUUAAGUGCUCUCUGCUUUAUGUUUAGACCUAAAGUAUAAAAUAUUACCGGUAUAAUGAGGCAAGACGCACCUUCAGGGGAACUGUUCAGUCUGCCUCUUGUAUUGUUCUGUUACAAAAGGAGAUAACCCAGGCCUGGGUGAAUGGUAAAUUUGUUCAGUUUGCUUCAUUCUCUGGUGUCCAAGCAAUCAGCUCCUGCAAUACUGAAGACACUCUAAGAGUAACUUUUUAACACCUUUAGAAGAAAACAGAAUGGUCCAAUACAGUGACACCAAAAUAGCUGGAACUCCAUGUGCUUUGCCCAAAGCCAGACCUGUUACAGCAGCAUCUUUGCUAAAAGACUGAGUUGCCCAGAGCUGGGAAGGUCCUGCCUACCUGCAAGUGUCUGGGUUGCAGGAGUGCUUCAGCACAUGCUGUUUUCUGAGGGAAGGAGAGACCCUUCUCCUGUCUGGCACUUGGGGCGUCUCCUAUGCUGUGCUGCUUUAAACUGAUGUUGAAGAGCAGCCAGAAGACCUUUAGUCUUUCUAAAGUUAGAUAUUCCCCCUAUGCAUGGUAAAAGGCUACCAGUUCUGGAGAGGACUUCUUCCAAAAGCAGCUUCCUCCACCCAAAGCAGAAGGACACGUGUCAAAACUUGUUCCAUGCCCCUGGCAGACAUUUCAGCCUGUUGGGAGGCACAUUUAGUGACCUACUGCAUCACUUCUGCAGCUUCAGCAAAGUCUGAUAUAGCUUAUCCAUUCAACAAGAAAUUCAGUUCCUGAGACAGGCUUCAGUUUAUUGCCUGCAUUUCUGAUGUCUCUGCUGCUCAGAACUCCAGCAGCCUUCUUUUUACCCUCCCUUUAUUCCUGAAGAAGUAAGGGCAGAGGCUUCAGCUCUCUGUCCAUCCGGAGACAAGCACAGCUCUUGCUGUUUCAAAGCAGAAACUCCAACCCUUUAUGAUAAGAUUCCCCCCUCCUCCCCUGCCAUGAGAAUGCCAUGAUUUCCUCUGGAAAACCUUACUAGGAGACAUCAUGGGCUGUUGAAAAUAAGAUUUACCUUGAAUGCUGCCUGGCCAGAGACGUGGUCCUCCUGAUCAACUUCAGACAGUUUCAGGGAUUCUGUCAGCUGCAAAGAAGACAGCUUUAACCCUCUAAAUUUACUCAGAGGAUCUGAUAUUGGCCUCUGUUUUGGGGUAGCACUGAGCUAAGGGCAAGAACUUUCUCAAACUUUACUCAAACUUCGUACUUAAAUGGAAUUAGCAUUAGAGCAAAAAGUCAUGAGUUAGUUCUUCAGUCUUAUUGAUUACUGUUAUUACAUGAAACGAGGAGCUACUAACUAAUUGGAUUCCAAUUUGUAUGCAUGCAAAACUUCCAGCUCCAAUAUGGAAAUGACCUUGAAGGUCAUAUCAUUAUUUCUGAACUAAAAUUGGUUUGGUUUUUUUUUUUCCAGUGCUUUAUAUAUAUAUUAUAAUUUUGUAUCUUUUUUCUGUUUAUAUAAAUAAAGCUGAAACGGACUGUUGG
Messenger RNA from Myiozetetes cayanensis, 3845 nucleotides. RefSeq names its product hedgehog acyltransferase (gene HHAT). Gene Ontology annotation, molecular function: palmitoyltransferase activity. Gene Ontology annotation, cellular component: endoplasmic reticulum. NCBI's taxonomy places the organism in Eukaryota, Metazoa, Chordata, Aves, Passeriformes, Tyrannidae. The transcript has 12 exons. Bases 166 to 1647 code for a protein of 493 amino acids. The record is from RefSeq and is a predicted model, not a curated record. Gene Ontology annotation, biological process: protein palmitoylation.